UUUACAUUCGGAUUAUGUUUACAGGCAAAUUCGCUCUUCCCUUUGAGAGAGUGCACGACAAGGUUGGAUGGACCAGCCUCUUCCAGAGGUAUUGGUAUCACUCAAUCACAGUUUCUCUCCUUUACUACGUAUUUGUGCGACUUUUGCAGCGUUUGAUGCGCGACCGUCAGCCCUUUCAACUCAGAGUUCCUCUCAUCGUUUGGAACUUUGUAUUGGCAAUAUUUAGUUUUGCGGGACUUGUUCGCUUCUCUGAGUGUAUUCUAUUUGUCAUUCGUGCAAUCCGGACAGUGUCAUUGUUGUUCGCCUUCUCAAAAAUUGUUGAAUUUGGCGAUACGUUAUUCAUUGUGCUUCGAAAACGGAAACUCAUUUUUCUUCAUUACUACCACCAUGCUGCAGUAUUUGUUUAUACCAUUCAUUCUGGUACUGAACACACUGCUCCAGGCCAGGCAUUCAUUUCGAUGAAUUUCCUUGCCCACUCCGCUAUGUAUUCGUACUAUACAGCCAAGUCUUGUGGCAUAAAAGUUCCAAGACCUAUAGCUAUGGCGGUGACUAGCAUCCAAACAGCUCAAAUGUUCUUGGGAGUUGCUGUUUCCACAUUGGUUCUGAAACUGAAGCUUUUGGACGGAUAUAGAUGCCAGCAAAGUUGGGCCAACUUAAUAUUAGCAUUCACUAUAUAUGCCACCUUUGCUCUUCUGUUUGUACGUUUCUUCGUUGACGCCUAUUUGCAUCGCAACCGAAAACAAAAAGAAAAAUAAUUCGAAGCAGCUAUACUAAUCUUGUGCUGAUUUUUAAAAUGAAUCGGAUAUCUGAUCAAUAUACUUACAAAAAAUUUUCCCUAUUUUUUUCGAAAUUUUAUCAAUUUUAUUUUUCUUAUAUACACACCUAUAUAUUUAUUUUCAAUCCUGGGAAAAAAUUUUUCUGCCUGAGUACUUAAAAUCCAUCUCUUUUGUGUGCACAACUCGCAUUUCCUCAUCCAUUUGUGUGCCUUUUGCUCCCACUCUGUUUUCUUCCCGCUGCCUGGCCGAGAGCAUUUUGAUGGAGACAGCCGCGACGUUGGGAUGGGCCACCCAUUGAUUUUCCUUUGGCUUUUUCUUCUCCUCUUAUCCUUUGCUC
Meloidogyne enterolobii is the source of this 1113-nucleotide messenger RNA. The record is from the annotation of a GenBank genome assembly. NCBI's taxonomy places the organism in Eukaryota, Metazoa, Nematoda, Chromadorea, Rhabditida, Meloidogynidae.